Messenger RNA from Thalassophryne amazonica, 2388 nucleotides. It is a transcript of the gene tbc1d24, whose product is annotated as TBC1 domain family, member 24. The transcript has 7 exons. NCBI's taxonomy places the organism in Eukaryota, Metazoa, Chordata, Actinopteri, Batrachoidiformes, Batrachoididae. The record is from RefSeq and is a predicted model, not a curated record. The coding region runs from base 179 to 1876 and encodes 565 amino acids.
GUUUAUUGAAAUUUAAACCAACAUUUUUCCUCGUCAACGGAGCACUCGAAAGACUGUGAAGCUAAUUAUUUUCUGUAGUCACAAUGGGAGGCUAAUAAACAAGUCUUUGGAGGGUUGGUGAAUCCCCAGAGUGUUUUUGUCUCUUCCCACUCUGGGUGUCUUGUAAAUUCCCAGCACCAUGGCCGAGGAAGAGUAUGGUAGAUUUGUGAACUGGACCCAGAUGGGGGACUUGGCCAAGAUCACUGGACCCUCCAAGGUUGACUGUAAGGACCUGAAAGAGUUCAAACUGAUGGCUCGUCAGGGCCACUGGGCCAACAAUCACAAAUUACGGGCACAAGUGUACCAGCAGCUCAUCAAAGCCAUUCCCUGUCGCUCAGUUACUCCAGACGCACAAGUAUAUCGUGACGUUAUGGGAAAUGUAGCCACUAAGAAGCCCUCGUCCCUUGUCCCGUUACCAGAGUUUGUGGAUGGAAGUCCUGUGCCGCGCUACUGCCUAAAAUCAGAGGCAGUGGGCUCAGUCCAUCAGAUCAUCAACUGUGUAGCUGGACAGUUUCCAGAUAUCUCUCACUGUCCGUCGCUGCCAGCCAUCACAGCGUUACUCCUGCAUUUCAGUAGCGAUGAAGCUCAAUGUUUUGAGCACGUCAGCCGUAUAUUGUCCUGCAAUGAGCCAGGUAAACGACUGCUGGACCAGACUUUCCUUGCUUAUGAGUCCAGCAGCAUGACAUUUGGAGACCUGGCCAAUAAAUACUGCUCUGCUGCCCACAAACUGAUCGUGGCCACAGCCCAGGAUGUAAUGGAAGUCUACUCCGACUGGCAGCGUUGGGUGCUGGGUGACCUUCCCUUCAGCCAUGUUGUCAGAGUGCUGGAUGUUUACCUGGUGGAGGGCUACAAGGUUCUGUUUCGCGUGGCUGUAGCCUUGCUCAAGUUCUAUCGUAAACAUAAAGCAGGGGCCCAGCAGGAGCAGCAGCAGGACUCUGCAAAAGUCCGGCUUGAUAUUCAGACAUUUGUGAAGAACAUCGCCUCCACCAUCACACCUGACAAGUUACUAGACAAGGCCUUCUCCAUCCGUCUGUUCAGCCGUAAGGAGAUCACCCUGCUGCAGCUUACGAAUGAGAAGUCUCUGCAGCAGAAGGGAAUUACGGUCAAACAGAAGAGGCGGAAUGUGCAGCUGGCACUUAACCCUGACACCUUCUCCUCCGAAAUUGUCAGCACCAAGGAGAUGCGAGACAUCUGGUCAUGGAUCCCGGAGAGGUUUGCCCUGUGCCAACCACAGCUCCUUUUCACCACCUCCACCCACGGCUGCAGCCUGAACAGGUUCUAUUCCCAUUGUGAAGGCUAUGAACCCACUCUGCUCCUGAUCCGGACCACAGAUGGCGAUGCGUGCGGAGCAUUUCUGUCCACAGACUGGGAAGAACGUAAGAGAGGAGGCAACAAACUGAGCUUCUUUGGCACGGGGGAGUGCUUCGUCUUCAGGCUAAAACCUGAGAUGGAGCGCUAUGAGUGGGUGGUGAUUCGUCAUCCCGAGCUCGCCUCCUCCAUCAAGGCCCAGGGCCAGGAGGACGCGGCCUCCUCCGAAGGCCAAAGCGCUAACAGCAACAGUCUGCAGCAGCCGGACAAACCCCCUGGAGAGCUGUCACCCUUCCUUUCAACCCACCACUUCAACCUCAACUCCAAGAAUACAUCCAUGUUCAUGGCUGGCAAUGUUGAUUUCAUCAUCGUGGGGGGAGGCGAGGGCAACGCACUGUACAUCGACUCUGAGCUGAACCACGGACGCACUGGCAGUUGUGCCACCUUUGACAACCCGCCUCUGUGUGCAGAGAUGUUCCAGGUUUCUCUGCUGGAGGUGUGGGGCUUCCAGGAUGCCAUGGCACCUUAACACCACAUGCAUUGUGGUAUAUACAUAUGUAAAGUUCAUGCAUUUACAGGUAGUUUCCUUUCACAUUUGAGCAUAUUUAAGGCAGUGUCUCAUGUGGCGUCUGUGCAGAUGUGCAAACAAAACCACAUCCAUCCCGCAAUUACGUGUAUGAAGUAUUAAUUGUUGCAGGUGGUCCUGGUGUAUUUGAACAAAAAUGUGGAAACAUUAUCCCAAUUGUACAUUAAUUACGGUUCAUCUGAAGUUAAUUGUCAGCUGUGAUGUGUUCAGGCAACGCUGUGAAGUUUGAAAUCCUGACUUUAUAAGUAGUUUUUCUUGUCGUCUCGUUUAGCUAGCUCUGCAGUCUGAUGAAAUGUUGUACGUCAGGCUAAGCUGACACUGAGGUAUGUGCUAAAUUGUGUGAAAUCAAGAGAUUAGGUUAGGAAAAGUGGGUGGUUUUAUUUUUGUUUUUUUAUUAAUAGUAUUAUGUAAAUAUGAAAAAUGAAAACAAGCUAAAUCGGUGGCGUGUCAUGUAC